Messenger RNA from Monomorium pharaonis (pharaoh ant), 2710 nucleotides. Its product is annotated as prostaglandin reductase 1. The record is from RefSeq and is a predicted model, not a curated record. Gene Ontology annotation, molecular function: 15-oxoprostaglandin 13-reductase [NAD(P)+] activity; 2-alkenal reductase [NAD(P)H] activity. Gene Ontology annotation, biological process: prostaglandin metabolic process. The coding region runs from base 134 to 1357 and encodes 407 amino acids. The transcript is spliced from 4 exons. Gene Ontology annotation, cellular component: cytoplasm. Lineage: Eukaryota; Metazoa; Arthropoda; Insecta; Hymenoptera; Formicidae.
UAAGAAAAAAUAAUUUGAAUUGUUCGGUUCUCUAAAUUGCUGAACAAGUUCUGAGGCGAUUCUCUGCUCUCCUCUUUAAAAGAGAAGAAAAAAGAAAACUGUUCCGUUUGUAUACCUGAGCGUGAGAACGCGCAUGUCAAACAGUUUGCAUGCAAAUAUAAAGACGAUCGGAGGGAACAUGUUCAAAGCAGUGCGACGCGAUCUAUCGUCGUGGAAUCAUUGUCGCUUAGUCACGGCCGUUAUUAUUAGGUCCCUUCGCGAUAACAGCGGUGAAAUUGUAGCAACAAAAUCGAACUCGUGCAGCUUUUGGACCCGAAAGUUUUCGACGCACUUACGCGAGAUGGUGAAAGCAAGGAAAUACGUGGUGGUAAAUCAUUUUGUGAACGAACCGAAGCCGACGGAUCUAAAAUUGGUGGAGGAGGAGCUGCCGGCCUUGCAGAAUGGAGAAUAUCUCGUGGAAGCUGAGUACUUUUCUGUGGAUCCGUACAUGAGACCAUACUUGCAAAGAUUCCCGGUCGGAAUUACGAUGAUUGGUAGUCAGGUCGCCAAAAUCGUGGAAUCCAAAAAUCCAAACUUUCCGGUCGGCAAGAGAAUCGUCGGAUACCUGGGCUGGAGAACUCACACGAUUAUCAACCCAAAUUCCGCAUUGAAAGAUGCCACGUUAGAGCAACCACCAUACAUUUUGCCGGACAUAGGCGAUUUGCCGUCAUCCCUUGGCCUAGGCGUGUUGGGAAUGCCGGGCAACACGGCAUAUUUCGGCUUGCUGGAGAUAUGCAAACCGAAGUCCGGCGAAACAAUUGUCGUCAGCGGAGCCGCCGGUGCGGUCGGUUCGCACGUAGGCCAGAUCGCCAAGAACCUGGGUCUGACUGUGAUCGGAAUAUGCGGCUCCGAUGAGAAAUGCAAGUGGCUCACCGAGGAAAUGGGCUUCGAUUCCGCUAUCAAUUACAAGACCACACCGAUCACAUCCGCUCUACGCAAAGCCGCUCCGAAUGGAGUUGACUGCUACUUCGAUAAUGUUGGUGGAGAUAUCUCGAGCAUGGUCAUGUAUCAGAUGAAUUUGUUCGGCCGUGUAUCCGUGUGCGGUAGCAUCUCAAGCUACAACGCAGACCCAUCGUCCUUGCCCAAAUGCACAAUUCUGCAACCUACGAUAGUGUUUAAACAAUUGAAGAUAGAGGGAUUUAUUGUGUCACGCUGGGGGGAUCGUUGGUCAGAAGGAAUUACGCAAAACUUGCAAUGGAUACGUGAGGGCAAGCUCCGUUAUCGCGAGACAAUAACUAAGGGCUUUGAGAACAUGUUCGACGCGUUCGUUGGUAUGCUGCGCGGUGAGAACAUCGGCAAGGCGAUUAUCCAGGCAUAGACGUCGACCAAAAUCGAUUGGGCAUUGCAAGCUGAUGUUUCUUACCAGUACGAAAAAACUGGCUAUUCUUUUAAUUAUGUUUUACCUUUAAAAAUAAAUGUUCUAAAUUAUGCUUAUUUCUGAUUUCUUAAAUAUUACAAAUAAUGUUAAAGAAAACAUGAAGAAGGUUAAGGUUUGCAUAAAAAAAUUUAAAGCUCAUUUUUACAAUCUUUUAGAAAAAAAAACAUUAUAAAUGCCAUUAUAAAAUUACGAUUACGUAGUAAUGGUGUGAGCAUGCUCGCGAAAAUUCUCAUCCCGGCAUUCCCAACACGCCUAGACCAAGGGAUGACGGCAAAUCGCCUAUGUCCGGCAAAAUGUAUGGUGGUUGCUCUAACGUGGCAUCUUUCAAUGUGGAAUUUAGGAUAUUGACGUGUGAGUUCUCCAGCCCAGGUAUCCGACGAUCCUCUUGCCGACCGGAAAGUUCGGAUUUUUGGAUUCCACGAUCUUGGCGACCUGAUCUUGGCCGCCAAUCAUCGUAAUUCCGACCGGGAAUCUUUGCAAGUAUGGUCUCAUGUACGCAUCCACAGAAAAGUACUCAGCUUCCACGAGAUAUUCUAAAAGGAAAAGAUGUGUGAUUUUAUUAAGGGAUAAUUUAUUAGUAGUAACAAAACUUGUUGUCACCAGUGGUAAUGAAAAAAUUAAGAAUAAUAGACUUAUUGUCGACCAGACUGCAAUGAUUUAUUAUUGGAAAGGUACUACGUUUCGACCCUCGAAUUGAGCCCUUAUCAAGUAAAAGUCUCUUGAAGUACAACGUUAACAGUGUUAAAGGUACAGGAAUUUUACCCCAGUAUCGAAACGUUCCUACAGUAGUUUUCCAAUAAAUCAUUGCCCAUCUGGUCGACAAUAAGUCUAUUAUUCUUAAAAAUUUAUUAUAACUAAAAAUGUUAAUUUAAUAAUAAUAAUAUGCGAUUACGUAGUAAUCGCAAUUUUAUAAUGACACUUAUAAUGUUUUUUUUUUUAUUUUUCUGAAAGAUUAAAAGAGUAAAAUGCACUUUAAAUUUUGUAUUGUGCAAACCUUAUCGUUCUUCAUGUUUUCUUUAACAUUAAUUGUAAUAUUUAAAAGAUCAAAAAUAAGCAUAAUUUGGAACAUUUAUUUUUAAAGGUAAAACAUAAACGAAAGAAUAAUAGUCAGUUUUUUCAAUUAAGUACAUCUACUAAUUUACAGUUUUUAAGUUUUGUAAUCAAAAUAAGAAAAUAAAAAUAUAAAAAAAUGAUUGCGUAUAAUUGCAUUCCAAGGACAUAAUAAUCUUUUUAUAUUACGCACGCGUUAAAAUGUGUAGUUAAUUUAAUAAAAAAUGUUUAUAAAAACUUAAA